Fusarium coffeatum is the source of this 1122-nucleotide messenger RNA. RefSeq lists its product as uncharacterized. Gene Ontology annotation, biological process: biosynthetic process. The record is from RefSeq and is a predicted model, not a curated record. Gene Ontology annotation, molecular function: catalytic activity; pyridoxal phosphate binding. NCBI's taxonomy places the organism in Eukaryota, Fungi, Ascomycota, Sordariomycetes, Hypocreales, Nectriaceae. The transcript is spliced from 3 exons. The coding region runs from base 1 to 1122 and encodes 373 amino acids.
AUGGUCCGGAUUGCCCCCUUCGCCGUCGAACAAUGGAUGGACGAGUACGAGACAACGCCUGGAGUCCUGAACGUUGCAGAGACAUGCGCUGCUUCGGUUUCCAUAGACGAUUUGGUGGGUAUGUGUACAGACGCAAAGACGCCAGGUCCUAUUGAUACAAGCAUCAAACUUACUUAUGGUGCUAUUCCCGGCUCGCCCCUUUUGCGAGAACGAAUUGCUGCCAUUUGCAGCAACGAAGACACUCGGCUCGCCGCUGAGGAUGUUGUCGUUGCCCAAGGUGCAAUUGGUGCCAAUUUCUUGGCUCUAUAUAGCAUUGGCGCAGAAGUCACGCUGUGGAAGUUGAAAGAAGAAGAAAACUGCGUGCCCAACACAGAUGAACUGGCAGACAUGAUCCAGAAAAACACAAAGAUGAUCAUAAUCAACAAUCCCAACAACCCCACGGGAGUACCUAUCCCGAACAGUGUGCUAAAACGUAUUGCCCAAAUCGCACAGGAAAAAGACAUAAUUCUUUUCUCAGAUGAGGUUUACCGGCCGCUAUUCCACGGGGGAGCUUCUGGUGAGAUGGAAGUACCGCAACCAGCAACGACCUUGGGCUACGAAAAGUCGAUUGUGACAGGAUCCAUGUCGAAAGGAUAUGCUCUGGCUGGCAUCCGAGUUGGGUGGAUUGCCAGCAAGGAUAAAUCGAUUAUCUCGGCGGUGAUGGCGGCACGAGACUAUACGACCAUCAGCGUCUCGCAGAUAGACGACCAAAUCGCGAGAUAUGCUCUGUCGCCAGCAGUGCUGCCAUCUCUUGUCGAUCGUAACUUGACCUUGGCGAGAACCAAUUCGCGUCUGGUCAAGGAGUUUAUCGCUCGCUACAAGUCGGUAUGCUCAUGGGUGGAGCCUACAGCCGGUACAACCGCGUUUGUUCGGUUCAGUAAGGAUGGUAAGCCUGUUAACGACGUCGACUUUUGCUUGGAUCUGUUGCGUAAGCACAACGUGUUGCUAGUGGCGGGUUCGAAAUGUUUUGGUAGCGACGAGGACUUCAAAGGCUAUGUGAGAAUGGGUUAUGUCUGCGAGACAGAGGUUCUGGUCGAGGGACUAAAGCGAUUGGGGGCUUGUAUCGAGUCAAACUUGUUGUAG